AUGGUGGUGAUAGUGGAUCUGGACGAUGAGGUCCAUGAUCCUCACUCGGAUACCAAUGGCUUUGCCAAUCUAACCCAGCUACGCCACUCACUAAACGUUGGGAAUGCCACCAGUAGCGAUGAUGGAGACGACGUUCGCCCGAACCCCAACAUCAAUGGAUUCUCGGCCAUCCUGAGCUGCUAUCCCAUAGUUUCCGAGCUGGCUUCGCACCUUGAUUUGAACUCCCUACAUGACCUCUCGAGAACCUGCCGACAGUUCCGCGCAAACCUGCUCCAGUACCGCAACCAGCUUGUCACACAAACCCUACGCUGCUCAAAUGAGGCUCUCGCACCCAGCGCACGUCUGGGCCGUGAACUGAUAGCAGCACACACAGCAUGGAGAAGCAACGGCUUAAGCAAUGGAUCCCUACACCCUGGCCGUAUCACGAGCGGCAAAGUAGGCCGCUGCGCACGAGACAUGGUCGGCGAAUGCCGCAGAUGCGGUACGGUCGUCUGUCGAAACUGCACCAUUAAACCGCCCUCCUCAACCACUCUCAAAGGCCGCUACAGACGCCUCUGCCGCACCUGCAUCCACGCACCGCUUAGCUGCCUCACGUCUCCGCAGUUAGGACAAGCCGCCUGCUCGUCCUCUUCCGCGUCCUUCCCUCCUUCCACCCACGAACCCGACACCUCCUUCACAGCGUCCGCAUUCUCCCGCGGCCCCUGCACUUGCACUGAAACAAUCUGGCUCUGCGCGACCUGCGGCAAUUCGCUCAAGAACGCCGACACAUCCUACACGCGCGCGUGGGUCUGGCGAAAGCAAUACAGCCACAUAGUAUGCGGUCUCGGCACGGGCAUCGGCGAGGGCUACGAAGGCGUGAAAUGCGGGCGCGAAGCCGAUUGCCUCGCCUCAAAAGUGGUCGAGCAGGAGAUGGUGUGUACGACCGAGGAGCUGGAGGAGAUGGAGCGGGAGGCGGCGAGAAGGGAGAGCGAGGGGGGGAGCUGGGCGGGCACAAGCUAUUUGAUGCAGGAGAUUGAGGGGAUCGGAGGCGUGGUCAAGAAGAAGGUUAAGCGGAGAGUGAGGGUUGGGGCGGUGGUGAGGGAGCAUGAGGACGAGAGGGACACGGGAAGUUACCUGAGGAGGGAGCAGCAGGGUCUGGUCAGGAGCUGGUGUGCUUGGUGUGAGCGGGUGAUACCUGGUAAGAAGGAUGUUGAAAAAGCGAGGAGUGAUACGGAGACGGAUUGGUCGUCCUCUGCGAGCUCGGCAUCGAGUUCGUCCGGGAGGACUGGCCCAUGA
Coniosporium apollinis CBS 100218 is the source of this 1275-nucleotide messenger RNA. RefSeq lists its product as uncharacterized. The transcript is spliced from 3 exons. The coding region runs from base 1 to 1275 and encodes 424 amino acids. Lineage: Eukaryota; Fungi; Ascomycota; Dothideomycetes. The record is from RefSeq and is a predicted model, not a curated record.